AUGACUGAACAUGAAACGAAGGAUAAGGCCAAGAAAAUUAGGGAGCUUUAUCGCUAUGAUGAGAUGUCAAAUAAGGUACUAAAGCUUGAUAAGCGCUUUAUGAAUACCAGUCAAAAUUCCCAAAGGGACGCGGAAAUAUCACAGCCAAAGUCCAUGAAUGGUAGGAUUAGUGCCAAAGAUAUGGGCCAGGGAGUACGCAGUAGCGCUGUUGAGGGGAUGAAAAAAAAUGAUGUUACUGUGGAUCCAAUUGAGAAAAAGACAUCAUUGAGGAAAAUUCAACAUGACAGUACUAUUUUGGACGCCUCUUCUAACUUUAGAUUGCACUAUUAUCCAAAGAACUCCUCUAAUGUUGAAGCUUACGAACACAUUCUGCUGUGGGUCACAGAAAUUUUGGGUAAUGAUAUACCGCAUGACCUUAUUGUUGGAACUGCCGAUAUACUAAUCAAAUUGUUGAAAGAUAAUGAAAAAAACGGGGAUAGAAAUAUUGAAAAGCAAAGAAAAAACAUUCAAGAUGAACUGGACAUUGAUAUCGAAUCUUCAAAGUUCACCGAGUUAGUCAAACUCAUGAAAGACAUAACCGAUUAUGAAGCGAAUCCUAACGAGACUAAUGAACGAACAGUGGCUAUUCUUGCUGGUGGUGAAGAAUCAGAUGUGGAAAACGUGAUUGGGGAUAAGUCAGAUUAUGGAAGUGUUCUCGGGAGAGAAAUCGAUAAUGACGAAGAUAAUAAUGAAGAAUACAAUUACGAUGACGUCGAAGCUAGACAAAAAAAAGAGAACAACAGGGCAUUACCAAACAUUGAAAGCGACACAAUCAAACUUUCUGACCAUAAGAGAAGUGAUAUUGAAUCCAUUCCGAUAUAUUCAGUCGACGAGUUCUUUUUACAGAGAAAGUUACGAUCUGAGCUCGGUUAUAAGGAUACUUCAGUGAUACAAGAUCUUUCAGAAAGGAUCUUAAAUGAAAUCAAAACUCUUGAACGGAAUCCAAGGGCGCUAGAGCAGAGAUUAGUUGAAUUGCUCGAUCUUGAAAAUAUAUCACUGGCUGAAUUUAUUUUCAAUAAUAGAUCUGCUAUUUUUUGGGGCAUACGGCUGGCAAAGAGUACAGAGGACGAGGUAUCGAAUUUGGUAAAGCAAAUGACUGCCAAUGGCUUAGAUGAUCUUGUGAAGCAGUACCAGUUCAGAAAUAUUGCAAGCUCAAAGCGUGAGCUUGAUUCUGAUGAGGACGAGCCAAUGGCUUCGGGGGCUAAAAGGACAAAAUUUUGCAGCGACUCUGCAAUACCACCUAUCAUAGAUUUGGAAAAGAUUAAGUUUGACGAAAGCUCUAAAUUAAUGACUAUAACGAAAGUCUCACUACCAGAAGGGUCGUUUAAAAGAGUGAAGCCACAAUAUGAUGAAAUACAUAUUCCAGCUCCAAAGAAGCCCAUUAUUGAUUACGAAUUGACAAAAAUUACCUCUUUACCAAAUUGGUGCCAGGAGGCAUUUCCUUCAUCAGAAACAAUAUCUUUAAAUCCUAUACAAUCGAAGGUUUUUCAUGCAGCAUUUGAGGGUGAUUCAAAUAUGCUGAUAUGUGCGCCUACUGGUUCCGGUAAAACAAAUAUUGCUUUAUUAACAGUAUUGAAAACUUUGUCCCGUUUUUAUAACCCAGAAACGAAGAAAUUGAACCUCUCAGCUUUCAAAGUCGUUUAUAUAGCACCACUGAAGGCAUUGGUACAGGAACAAGUUCGGGAAUUUCAAAGAAGAUUGGCUUUUUUAGGUAUAAAAGUUGCUGAAUUGACUGGGGAUUCUAGACUGAGCAGAAAACAAAUAGAAGAGACGCAAAUUUUGGUUUCCACUCCAGAAAAAUGGGAUAUAACCACCAGGAAUAUGAACAACUUGACUCUUGUUGGACUGGUUCGCUUGUUGAUCAUAGAUGAAAUUCACUUGUUGCAUGACGAGAGGGGCCCUGUAUUGGAAAGUAUUGUCGCCAGAACGUUUUGGGCUUCUAAAUACAGCCAGGAAAGUCCGAGAAUUAUAGGAUUAUCCGCAACCUUGCCAAAUUAUGAGGAUGUCGGAAGAUUUUUAAGGGUUCCUAAGGAAGGAUUAUUUUAUUUUGAUUCUUCAUUUAGACCAUGCCCCUUAUCGCAACAGUUUUGUGGAAUUAAGGAACGAAAUUCCCUGAAGAAACUGAAAGCUAUGAAUGACGCUUGUUAUGAAAAAGUUUUGGAAUCAAUCAAUGAAGGUAAUCAAAUAAUCGUGUUUGUCCACUCUCGAAAAGAAACAUCACGUACUGCGACUUGGUUGAAGAACAAAUUUGUUGACGAAAAUAUUGCUCAUAAAUUGAUCAAAAAUGAUACAGCUUCAAAGCAAAUUUUAAAGACUGAAGCGGCAAAUGUACUUGACCCAAGCCUAAGAAAAUUGGUUGAAAGUGGUAUAGGGACGCAUCACGCAGGGCUAGCCAGAAAUGACAGAUCUUUAUCUGAAGAUUUGUUUGCGGACGGAUUAUUGCAAGUAUUGGUAUGUACAGCGACAUUGGCAUGGGGUGUUAAUCUCCCCGCUCAUACUGUGAUUAUAAAAGGAACAGAUGUUUAUUCCCCUGAAAAGGGGUCCUGGGAACAACUUUCAUCACAGGAUGUUCUCCAAAUGUUAGGCAGAGCCGGUCGACCUAGAUAUGACACUUUUGGAGAAGGCAUUAUAAUAACGGACCAAUCGAACGUCCAAUACUACCUUUCGGUUCUAAAUCAGCAAUUACCCAUAGAAUCACAAUUUCUUUCGAAGUUAGUUGAUAAUUUAAAUGCUGAAGUCGUCAUCGGUAAUAUUAAAUGCAGAAGCGAUGCCGUGGGCUGGCUGGCAUAUACUUACUUAUAUGUUAGAAUGUUAGCUUCUCCUGAGCUUUAUAAAGUACCUAAUAUCUCAAAAGAUAAGCAAUUAAAAAAGUAUAGAGAAAGUUUGAUCCACUCCGCUCUUUGCAUCUUGAAGGAGCAAGAUUUGGUGCUGUAUGAUGCUGAAAACGAUGUAAUUGAGGCAACAGAUCUCGGAAAUAUAGCGUCGGCAUUCUACAUCAAUCAUGCCUCUAUGAAUGUCUACAGUAAAGAGUUAGACGAACACACAACUCAGAUAGAUCUCUUCAGAGUAUUUGCGAUGUCAGAAGAAUUCAAGUAUAUAUCGGUUAGAUAUGAAGAGAAGAGAGAAUUGAAACAACUUUUAGAAAAGGCUCCUAUUCCUAUCAGAGAAGAUAUUGAUGAUCCUUUAGCAAAAGUGAAUGUGUUACUGCAAUCUUACUUUUCUCAACUUAAGUUCGAGGGUUUCGCGUUAAAUUCUGAUAUGGUGUUUAUCCACCAAAAUGCGGGGAGGUUACUGCGUGCAAUGUUCGAAAUAUGCCUAAAGAGAGGUUGGGGACAUCCUACACGGAUACUGCUGAAUCUCUGUAGGUCUGCCACUACAAGAAUGUGGGCAACAAAUUCACCCCUAAGGCAGUUGAAAAGAUGUUCUGAUGAGGUGGUCAAAAGACUAGAAGCCUCUACAAUACCUUGGGGAGAUUACUUGGAACUGGAUACACCUGCAGAAGUCGGUCGUGCAAUUAGAUCUGAGAAAUAUGGUAAACAGAUUUAUGAUCUGUUGAAAAGGUUUCCUAAAAUAUCUAUGAAAUGUAAUGCUCAGCCAAUUACUCCCAGUGUUAUCAGAUUCAACGUUGAAAUACUAGCAGAUUGGUUGUGGGAUGUGAAAUUACACGGUGCCCUUCAACCUUUCUUGCUCAUGCUAGAAGACACGGACGGUGAUCUGAUAUUUUUUCAUGACGUGUUGUUCAUCACUUCAGAUAUGAUAGGACAAGAACUCACACUGUCCUUUACUCAUGAACUAGGGCAACACGAUCAAAAUAACUUGCCCCCUAAUUUUUUUCUUACAGUGAUAUCUGAAAACUGGUGGCAUUGUGAAUGCGAAAUUCCAGUUUCCUUCAAUGGUUUCAAACUUCCAAACAAAUUCCCUGCUCCUACUCCUCUUUUGGAAAAUGUUCGUAUCUCAACAUCAGAGCUUAGUAACGAUGAUUUUUUCGAAGUAUUUGAAUUCGAAACUUUCAAUAAGAUUCAAAGUCAGGUUUUUGAAACUGUCUAUAAUUCAAAUGACUCGGUCUUCAUAGGUUCAGCUAAGGGUACAGGUAAAACGGUUUUAGCUGAAUUAGCACUAUUAAACCAUUGGAGACAGAAUAAAGGAAGAGCUGUUUACAUCAAUCCAUCUCAAAAAAAAAUUGAUGCUGUACUUUCUAGUUGGAAUAAAAGGUUGUCUCAUCUUGCUGGGGGAAAGGUUGUCAACAAGCUAGGCAAUGACCUUUCUCUAAAUUCGAAAUUAUUAGCGGGAAGUCACCUUCUUUUGGCUACUCCCGCACAGUUUGAACUUUUGUCACGGCGCUGGAGGCAGAGAAAAAACAUCCAAAGCUUGGAAUUAAUGAUAUAUGAUGACAGUCAUGGAAUUAGUCAAGGCGUUUGUGGUGCAGUAUAUGAAACGGUUAUUUCUAGAAUGAUAUUUAUAGCUACUCAACUUGAGAAAAAGACUCGAUUUGUUUGCUUAUCGAGCUGUCUGGCAAAUGCUCGUGAUUUUGGUGAAUGGAUUGGCAUGAAGAAGUCAAACAUAUACAAUUUUUCCCCAAGCGAAAGAGUUGACCCCCUUGAAAUAAAUAUUCAAUCGUUCAAAGAUGUUGAGCAUGUUUCGUUCAACUCAUCAAUGCUUCAAAUGGCUUUUGAGGCAGCGUCAGCUACCGCGGCAAAUGGAAAUCCUAGCUCAGUGAUCUUGUCAUCCAGAAAGGAUUGUAUGGACGUCGCGUCUGCAUUCAUGAGAUUUUCUAAAGCAGUAGGAUGGGAUAUGUUGAACUCAGAAGAAGAGCAAGUCAUAGCACACGUGGAAAAAUUAGUAGACUGCAAUUUAAAAGUUCCUUUAAAACACGGUGUAGGUAUCUUAUAUAAUGGGAUGGCAUCAAGUGAUGAAAGGAUCAUAGAAAAAUUACACGAAUAUGGUGCACUAUCUGUUCUACUCAUUUCUAGAGACUCCUCUACUUUUGCUUCUAAAACUGAUGAGGUAAUAGUACUAGGAACUAACUUCUAUGAUGGCAGGGAGCAUAAAUAUAUGCCAUAUACCGUCAACGAACUUUUAGAAGUAGUGGGAAUAGCCAAUAGUAAUGAUGCAAUGGUUGGCAAAGUUUUAAUUUUAACUAGUCACAGCAUGAAGGCUUAUUACAAAAAGUUUUUAGCCGAGCCAUUACCUACUGAAAGUUUCUUGCAGUAUAAUAUUCAUGACACUUUGAACAACGAGAUUGCAAACUCUAUUAUACAAAGUAAGCAAGAUUGUGUUGAUUGGUUUACUUAUUCAUAUUUUUAUCGUCGUCUCCAUGGAAAUCCCAGCUAUUAUGGCGUCAAAGAUACUUCUCCAUAUGGUAUUUCAGUUUUUCUAACCGAUUUAGUCGAAACUAGUUUGGAAGACUUAGUUGAGUUGUCCUUUAUUAAAAUCGAAGAUAGUGCAACGAACGCAGAUGUCGAUGGAGAAGGUGAUGAAGCCACCGAGGUUGUAUCUGCCUUGAAUAAUGGGUUGAUUGCUUCCCGUUAUGGUACAGCCUUUUCCACUAUUCAAUCCUUUGUAUCUUCCUUAUCGAAUACCUCAACACUUAGAAACAUGCUGCACAUUUUAUCCACAGCGGUAGAGUUCGAAAAUAUACCACUUAGGAAAGGUGAUAGAUCGUUACUUGCCAAGUUAAGUAAAAGAUUACCCCUAAAAUUUCCUGGCGAUAUGUCUUCUGAGCCUAUGAGCUUCAAAAUUUUUUCAUUGUUACAGGCAUAUUUCUCGCGUGUUGAAUUACCCAUCGAUUUCCAAAAUGAUUUGAGAAACAUUUUGGAGAAAGUUGUCCCUCUAAUUAACGUGAUUGUUGAUAUUCUUUCAGCAAAUGGGUACUUGAACGCUACUACUGCCAUGGAUUUAGCGCAGAUGUUGGUUCAAGGUGUCUGGGAUGUUGAUAGCCCGUUGAGGCAGAUCCCACAUUUCAACAAUAAAAUGCUGGAAAAAUGCAAAGAAAUGAACAUUGAGACUGUAUAUGACAUAAUGGCCCUCGAGGACGAAGAAAGAGACGAAAUUCUGGUGCUAAAUAAUUCACAGCUUGCCCAAGUUGCCGCAUUUGUUAACAAUUACCCUAACGUUGAAGUCACCUAUUCAAUUCAUUUAGUUUCAGGUGCAACACAGAAAGUCUCAAUACAGUUAACAAGGGAUUUUGAACCUGAAAGUUUACAGGUAACAUCUGAAAAGUAUCCAUUUGAUAAACUGGAAAAUUGGUGGCUGGUAUUGGGUGAUAUUUCUAAAAAGGAGCUUUACGCUAUCAAGAAAGUUUCCUUAAACAAGGAGACCCAACAUUAUCAACUAGAAUUUGAUACUCCCUCAACUGGUAAGCAUAAUUUAACCAUUUGGUGCGUUUGCGAUUCAUAUCUUGACGCAGAUAAAGAAAUAUCAUUCGAAAUUAAUGUGAAAUAA
Saccharomyces kudriavzevii IFO 1802 is the source of this 6480-nucleotide messenger RNA. It is a transcript of the gene BRR2, whose product is annotated as ATP-dependent RNA helicase BRR2. Lineage: Eukaryota; Fungi; Ascomycota; Saccharomycetes; Saccharomycetales; Saccharomycetaceae. The record is from RefSeq and is a predicted model, not a curated record. Gene Ontology annotation, molecular function: ATP binding; nucleic acid binding. Gene Ontology annotation, cellular component: nucleus. The transcript has a single exon. Bases 1 to 6480 code for a protein of 2159 amino acids.